CGUUCUCGUAUUUAGAUUUUUCCCCUCAAGCGUGGAGGCUUCUUUUUUUGGCGGGUACACGCUCUCGUGAUAUAAAAGCCCCCCUAAAGCUACCCCUGAGAUGUCAGUCUCCCCAGUGAAGCGGCAGAGGAUGGAGUCGGCUUUAGAGCAGCUAAAGCAAUAUACGGUAGUUGUUGCUGAUACAGGUGAUUUCAACGCUAUUGAAGAGUACAAACCUCAGGAUGCAACAACAAACCCUUCCUUGAUCCUGGCAGCUGCCCGUAUGCCAGAAUACCAACAUCUUUUGAAAGAAGCAAUUCAGUAUGGCAAAGGUCUAGGCGGGACUGAAGAUGAGCAGGUCACAAAUGUCAUGGAAAAACUGUUUGUGAAUUUUGGGCUGGAAAUUCUGAAAAAGAUCCCAGGCAGAGUCUCCACGGAAGUUGAUGCUAGGCUCUCUUUUGACAAGGACGAAAUGAUCCUAAGAGCUUGCCGGCUAAUUCAACUUUACAAAGAUGCAGGAAUUGACAAGGAGCGAAUUCUGAUCAAGCUGUCAUCCACUUGGGAGGGCAUUCAGGCUGGCAAGGAGCUGGAGGAGAAACAUGGAAUCCACUGUAACAUGACACUACUCUUCUCAUUUGCCCAAGCAGUGGCCUGUGCUGAUGCUCAUGUUACACUCAUCUCUCCCUUUGUGGGCCGCAUCCUGGACUGGUAUAAAGAGAAUACUGAAAAAAAAUCAUUUGAACCCUCUGAAGAUCCAGGCGUUCAGAGUGUGACAAAAAUAUACAAUUAUUACAAGAAGUUUGACUACAAGACUGUGGUAAUGGGUGCCUCUUUCCGCAACAGUGGUGAAAUCAAAGCAUUGGCUGGAUGUGAUUAUCUCACAAUUUCCCCAGCUCUGCUGUCUGAGCUGAGUAAGGACUCCAGCAAGAUCAAACCCACCUUGAGUGUAAAAGAGGCCAAGGCCAGUGAUCUGCAGAAGGUACAGUUAGAUGAAAAGAAGUUCCGCUGGCUACAUAAUGAGGAUCGUAUGGCUGUGGAAAAGCUUUCUGAUGGUAUCCGGAAAUUUGCUGCGGAUGCCAUAAAGCUAGAGUCCAUGAUUAAGGAAAAGAUGUUCAGCGCCAACAAUGGAAAUUAAGUGAGGAUGGAUGCUCCCUAACCAUCUCAUUGCAUCAGAUGAAACUAAUGGACCAAAUCAAAUACAUCUGCAGGAUCCAUUUCUCUUAUAGCUGUGUGCUAUUCAGAAUUACUGUGGAAUUUUCCUUUUGUGUGCACUCUUACUUCAGUAUCUGAAACUAGUGACAAGCACUUUAACUCAAGUUGUAUUUGGACCAGUACUAAAUCAAUAAACCAAUGUUUUUCAUUUUAAGUCUAA
Molecule: messenger RNA, 1351 nt
Organism: Polypterus senegalus (gray bichir)
Lineage: Eukaryota; Metazoa; Chordata; Cladistia; Polypteriformes; Polypteridae
Gene: taldo1
Product: transaldolase 1
Exons: 8
Coding region: 101-1114 (337 amino acids)
Biological process (GO): carbohydrate metabolic process; pentose-phosphate shunt, non-oxidative branch; pentose-phosphate shunt
Cellular component (GO): cytoplasm; intracellular anatomical structure
Molecular function (GO): transaldolase activity
Source: RefSeq, a predicted model, not a curated record